Spodoptera littoralis (African cotton leafworm) is the source of this 885-nucleotide messenger RNA. The record is from the annotation of a GenBank genome assembly. NCBI's taxonomy places the organism in Eukaryota, Metazoa, Arthropoda, Insecta, Lepidoptera, Noctuidae.
AUGGAUAUUGGAGAACACAAUGACAGGAUCAGGUAUCCAGUGCUCGUGAUACUGGCGGUGCUGGUGACUUCGCUGCCGCCCAGCACGUCCUACAUAGACUGCAGGAUCUCUUGUCGCCGCUGCCACGAGAACACAGAGCACCCCUCCGUGCUGGAGGUGUACUGCGCCAUGUGCGAGGAGUGCAAACAAAGACGAAGAGAAAGGUAUUUACUUAGGAUGAAAGGACGUACUACAUCUGCACGGACUACUUUGAUUAGAAUGCGGGAUGGAGUCAGAGGGAGUGCCGAAGCGUUGGCCAAAUCACUCUUGCUGGGACAACAAGCAGCGGCGCACCCACCUGAACGUCCCGGACCAUCUGGACAGCCUGGACCGCUGGGAUCACCUAGUCAAUAUUUACAGCCCGGACAGCUAGGGCAUCACGUGCAACCAAGAGCGCCAGGACAUCCAGGGCAGGGACUACUGCCAAUGUUCAUGCAGCAGCACCUGCAGUCGCACCCGCAGCUGCCCCAGCAUGAACCGGGGGCGGUGUCGCGUCCCGCCCAACGUGUCUACGGGAAUGAGAUGGAAAGACCCAUGCCACAACCCUCGUUCCCAACCGGCUGUCCGACGCCGCCGGUCUGCCCCGAGUCGGAGGAGGAGCCAGAAAUCAUGGUGGAAGUGUCUACUACUACCACAAGCACGACAACCCAGGCAACCACCACGCCGCAUUGCCCGCCCAUCAAAUGGUGUAGGAAGAAGAGAAAGCAUCAGCCGAGCUGCAUGCCGUGCAUGCCCAUGUGUCCGUGCCCCGUGCCGCAGCAGAUGCCUGUGACGACGGCGCCCACGCACCUGGACUACCAAUACUUGUACAUUGGGCUACCAAAGAGUAUAUUGCGAUCCAGCUAG